Tetrapisispora phaffii CBS 4417 is the source of this 492-nucleotide messenger RNA. RefSeq names its product Eaf6p (gene EAF6). Lineage: Eukaryota; Fungi; Ascomycota; Saccharomycetes; Saccharomycetales; Saccharomycetaceae. The transcript has a single exon. The record is from RefSeq and is a predicted model, not a curated record. Bases 1 to 492 code for a protein of 163 amino acids. Gene Ontology annotation, cellular component: NuA4 histone acetyltransferase complex.
AUGGAUUACAUCUCGAGAAGGACUAUAGAUUUAUUGUAUUAUCCAGAUAUUUUACUAUCUCGAAGUACAACAGAAAAAAAGAUGAGCGAUAAAGUCUCCAACGAUAAUAAUACAAAAGCUAAUUCAAAAAAUAAUGCUAACAAUACGAACCAUUUAACGGAUGAGCAGAAAAAAGAAUAUGAGAAAUUGAAACAAGAUUUGAAGAAGUCUUUGAAGAAGAGGAAUGCUUUAGAGGACGAAUUCGAUAAAUUGAAUCAAGAAAUAUACGAAAAAGAAACAGAAUAUUUAUCAAAUAGUACAACAGGAGUUACAAGUUACCAAUCCCACGGUAACCAAGUAAAGACACAUUAUUGGGGGAAUAUCGUUAAAGGUUUUGAAGGUUUUUCAAAACCACACGGUCACGAUUCAAACAAUGCAUUCACAAAGGAAGAUAGAAUAUUUUCGUUAAGUAGCAUACAAUACACUAAACAACCGGAAGCACUAGAAAAAUAA